ACUACCACCUGUCAUUUUCCUUCCCUCUUCAUCAACGUCUCGACGAAGCUGCCAGUGCUGCAGGUAGACCGGACCGAACAACUGCAGCUCGGGAGCGGCCAUUUCUCCGGGGGCGGGAGAGCUCUACCUCUUGCAGCGGUAGAACAAGAGCAGCCAGAGUGAACAGAAAUGGAUGCGGAUGGUAGCUCCAAGAGAAGUCGCCCAGUUCGUCGUGCUGUGAAGAAGCUCAAGUUCAAACCGAAGGUGCCUCCACAGAAGCCAAAGAAACUGAGUGCACAAAACACAUUUUUCUGUUUCAGGCCACAGCAAGAAGACCCUAAGCCAAUUGAUCAAGACUUGAUGAAGAUAUUGAGGACUCACCAAGUGGCUGCAAAAAGUUCACUAAAUAAAGAAGAUGAGCGCCCAAUGCAGAAUACCCCCUCGACACCACCUUCUGCAGAUGUUGUUAACAUGUCACCAACACAAUUCGGAUUGCAGAAACAAAAUCAAUUGCCACUCCAAAUUCCUAGAUCCUUCCCUGUUCCUGUUCAUUCAGGAAUGUUUUACAAAGAAGAUAGUGACGACGACGACAACGAUGAUGGUAGUGACAAUGUUGAGUUGCAUGAGACUCAGCCAAAUUCAAUUGAAUGUGAAGCUUUAACACGUCCAGCAGAGGAGCUUGAUUUGCUUCAGCAACAAGGUAGCAAAGAAAGAAUGUUCCUCUUCCAGCUCCCAAAAUCUCUUCCUUUGCCCAAAAGGACGUCCAGUACCAGUAUAGUUGAAAGACAAGGAAAGCCCACUGGCAAGGAGGUGAAGGAAGGAUGCAACCUGCAGCAGCUGCCUCAGGGUUAUUUGGGCAAAAUGCUGGUAUACAAGAGCGGCAAGAUCAAAAUGAAGUUAGGAGAUGUCAUGUUUGAUGUGAGCCCAGGAGCAGAAACUAGGAUGGCACAACAUGUAGUAGCUCAGAACACUCGAGACAAACAUUGUUGCUUACUUGGAGAGAUUGAGAAUCGGCAUGUUAUUGUGACUCCCGAUAUGGAUUCUUUGUUGAACGACAAGUAGAGAUUAGGUUGUAAUCUGUAGCAACUGUAGCAGCUUUGGCAUAUGUUGUGUGUAGACUUGUAGCUAGUUAGUUAGGCAGGGUUUGGCUGCCAUCUGUACCAAUUGUAUCAGCCUUGUCAAAUGGUGUAUAGGAUUUUAGUUGUGCAGUGGUGUACGUUUUACUGUGAUUGUACUACUAUGUUAGUUUUAGAAAUGCCCAGUUGAUAAAUGUUUGUAUGAAUUGACAUUUGACCUUAGUGGUACUGGAAGAAAAUAAAUCACAUUGUCCUA
This is a messenger RNA of Sorghum bicolor (sorghum), 1311 nucleotides long. Its product is annotated as DNA-directed RNA polymerase III subunit RPC4. Gene Ontology annotation, cellular component: RNA polymerase III complex. The coding region runs from base 169 to 1041 and encodes 290 amino acids. Gene Ontology annotation, molecular function: DNA binding. The record is from RefSeq and is a predicted model, not a curated record. Gene Ontology annotation, biological process: transcription by RNA polymerase III. The transcript has 10 exons. NCBI's taxonomy places the organism in Eukaryota, Viridiplantae, Streptophyta, Magnoliopsida, Poales, Poaceae.